This is a messenger RNA of Drosophila ficusphila, 7702 nucleotides long. RefSeq names its product protein AF-10 (gene Alh). NCBI's taxonomy places the organism in Eukaryota, Metazoa, Arthropoda, Insecta, Diptera, Drosophilidae. Gene Ontology annotation, biological process: regulation of transcription by RNA polymerase II. The transcript is spliced from 14 exons. The record is from RefSeq and is a predicted model, not a curated record. The coding region runs from base 260 to 6580 and encodes 2106 amino acids. Gene Ontology annotation, cellular component: nucleus. Gene Ontology annotation, molecular function: histone binding; nucleosome binding.
CGCCUCUAAAUAAAAACUCAUCGCUAGAAAUUUACCCAUCGGUCUGGUAACCGAGGAUUUUUUUUUGUUUCGGUGUUAAAAUGAUCCAAAGCCGUUGUUUUUAGAGAUCAAAUCGUGCACACCUCGGAAUUGGAUGGUUCUCGCGAAAUUUGGCCAAUUGGGAAAACAUCGCAGCCUUCGAAAUCGUUUCACCUAAACUGCAUUUGUAUACAGAGCAGGUGGUGUUGUCUCCCUCUCGCGCCCGCACUGCUCGCUCCUGAUGUGCGAGCGAAACAACAACAAACAAGUUACAAGUUCCAACAAAAUUCCGUCUUCAUUUAAUCCAAAACUGGAGCUAGACUCCAGCAAAGACGACACCAUUCACUCCACAAGCUUAAACAAGAAACUGGUCAAGAUUAAAAAGUUUAAGUUGGACGAUAUGAAGGAGAUGGUGGGCGGCUGUUGCGUUUGUUCGGACGAGCGGGGGUGGCCGGAGAACCCGCUCGUCUACUGCGACGGCCAAAACUGUUCGGUGGCAGUGCACCAGGCGUGCUACGGCAUUGUCACGGUGCCCACGGGCAACUGGUACUGCAGAAAGUGCGAGUCCCAGGAGCGGACUUCCCGAGUCCGGUGCGAACUGUGUCCAUCGCGGGACGGAGCCCUCAAGAAGACCGAUAAUAGCAGCUGGGCCCAUGUUGUGUGUGCCCUGUAUAUCCCAGAGGUGCGGUUCGGGAACGUGACCACCAUGGAGCCCAUCAUAUUGUCGUUAAUACCUCCGGAGCGGUACUCAAAAACUUGCUAUAUUUGCCAGGAGAUUGGCAAACCGAAUCGUGCUAAUGUCGGCGCCUGUAUGCAGUGCAACAAAUCGAACUGCAAGCAGCAAUUCCAUGUCACCUGCGCCCAGAGCCUUGGGUUGCUCUGCGAGGAGGCAGGGAACUAUCUGGAUAAUGUGAAAUACUGCGGCUAUUGCCAGCACCAUUACAGCAAACUGAAAAAGGGCGGCAACGUCAAAACUAUACCGCCAUAUAAACCCAUUCAACAUGACACCUCUUCCGAUUCGUGUUCGUCGCCCGAGAAGGAGAUUGAUUCUACCAUGAACUCCGCGUCGACGUCGGCCACAAGCAUUAAGAUCACAAGUAGCAGUGCAAGUGGCGGAGGCAGCAGCAGUGGCUUGAACGCCAGCUCUAGUGUGGGCAUCUCCGGGGGAAGCGGCAGUGGAAGUGGCGUCUCAUCGUCCUCCAAGCAACGCAAGAGCAAUGCGUCCGGGAAAUCGUCGAGCAGCAGUAGCAGUAGCUCAUCAUCCUCGACGGGAGUGUCGGCCAACCCGUCCUCUAGUUCUGCACACUCAGGCGGUGCCAGCAGUGUUGGAGCCGGGAGUAGUUUACUACCAGGCGGUAGUAAUACCAUCGGCAAUAUUAGCAGUAAUUUAGGCAAUAACCUGUCAAGCGGCAGUGGAUCCGCCAGCAGUGCUGGCAAUGCGGCGAGUGGGAGCUCCAGUGGAGGAAAUCUACCAGCUUCGGGCAGUGGUGCCACACAUACGGCGGCCAGUCAAUCGUCGGCAGCAGCCACAACAAAAUCAUCGGCGAGUAGUUCAAGCAGUAGUAGCAGCAGCUACAAGGAUAAACAUAGCAAGAGCCUAAGCAAAUCCACCUCUAGCAAAGAUAAGGAUGGAAAAGAUAACGGUAGCAAUUCGGCAAACAAUAGUUUCUCGAAUUCAUCAGCGUCAUCAACAUCUUCCAACUCCUCGUCGUCACGAGAGAAGUCCUCCUCGAAGCUUUCGAAGAGCAAAGAUUCCAUUCAAGUACCGAGUGCCACCAGCAGCACAAGCACAACCAGCAGUAUCAGCACGCAGCCCAGUUCGUCCACUUUAACAGCUAGCAGUGGAUUGAGCGGAACCGGAACCCAUGUCAGCAGUUCAGCUUCCAGCGGAAAUAACACUAACGCCUCAACAACCAAUGAGCACUCGAACCACGCUCAUAAUUUGAGCACAAAUGGAGCAGGAGGCGGAAACGCAGCCGGAAAACAGCAAUCCUCUAGUAAUCUGGCUAAUCAGCAUCUCAGUACCAGCAGUUCCGGCUUGGGAUCAGAGCUAAGACCGGGAAGCACCACCUCAAGCUCGGUAUUGAGCGAUUCCUCCGGCUUCGGAAGUAAUUCAAAUUCAGAAAGAGAUAGUUUGACCGGCGCUGGAUCGUCGGCAAGCAACCUGUCUGGAACAAUGGGUCCUGGCAUGGGUGGCGUAUCCUCCAGUGCUGCCACGAAUCUGAGCACAAACAAGGGAGGCUCUUCGUCAUCGGCGACAAGCAAUCUCACCUCAACGAACCUUUCUUCGGGAAGCUCCUCAACCUCGACAUCGAAAAAGCGAAAGGCAGACUCUGCCAAGUCCAGCGGCAGUAUUUCCAAUGCAGCCUCCUCUCUGGACGAGAACAAUAGGUGGGGAUCGAGAAUCGCAAAGAAAAGCCUUAUAUCCCGAUAUGAUAUCAAAGAUGUUCAUGUGGCACUGACACCGCUUACGGACUUUGAAAAGGAAAUCGAGAAGAGCUCCAAGAGGCAACGUACCGAACUCAGCCCGCCGACCCACCAGACCUCCGCAACCGCAGAAGUAAACGCACCGCUGGCCAGCUCGUCGAGUGCAUCCAUUGCGGUAACGGCGAGUGCCACAGCAGCGUCAGCCCCUCCGGCGACGGGCAGCUCUACCUCAGGCGGCAGCAGUAGCGGCAAUGCAGGCUCCACUUCGAGUGGCAACAGUUCCGGCGGAGCAGCAGCCGGAGGAGCACCAUCGGUUGUGGGAUCCGCCGCUUAUCCAAAGACAGAGUCCAGCAAGUCGAGUGGCACAGGAAGCGCUGGCGGUGGCAGCAGCAGCAGUAGCAGCAGCAGCAAGCACGGCAGCAGCAGCAAGGAUAUCAGCAGCAACAGCAGCAGCCAGCAGCCGUCGACUGGAAGCAGCAGCAACGCACCCAGCCUGUAUGUCUCCGUGCCGCUCUCCACGGCCAAUGUACCUGGAAUCAAUCUGCCCACCAGCAGCAGUAGCAGUAAUACCACCAGCGAAUCCCAUUCAGCGUCAUCGCGGAGCAGCAGCGCACAGUCGCAGCAUCAACAGCCCAGUAAUCUGACGACCAUGGGUGGUGCAUCCGGAGCGUUUCAUGGUGGCGCGAGCAGCGGCGGCUCCUCGUCGGUCAUACAGCAUCAGAGCGGGAAGUCGUCGCCUGCCCUGGGCAACCUAGUCAGCGGCAACAGCGGCGGCAGCAUACUCUCCGCCAGCGGAGUCCCGCAUCCCAGCGGCAACCUCACCGCCACCACGACGGAGAGCGGCAUCUUGAAGAUCAGCUACGAGAAGCAGACGACCCGGGUGCAGCAGUUGCAGGAGCAGGAGGCGCCGCCGGCACGACGGAGCAGAUCGCGCUCCGGUGAGAGUGGCAGUAGUCACCACCAUGCCCAUCACCACCACCACCACCCCACCCACCACAAUAGCCACCACCAACAAAAUCCACAGCAGCAGCAGCAAUUACACCAACAGCAGCAGCAGAGCGCGUCGUCGCAGCAGCCACAUGCGCUGCACUCCUCCGCCAACUCCUCCUCAUCCUCCUCCACUUCCACUUCCACCUCCUCGUCCUCCAUGUCGGGUGGCACUGUCCCGGCCACGUCCUCCUCCACCUCCACUUCCAAGGGCCCGUCGAGAUCGGGCAAAAAGCGGGGGGCUGCGCAGAGCAAGAACGAAGCGGCAUCGGUGUCGACGGCGGCAACAUCAUCGGCAGUUGCCACAACGCCAGCCGAGAAGCAGAGUCGCCACAGUUCGCCCCACUACAACGCCACUCCCACCCCGCCGCCGUUGAGUGUGGCACCACCAGCGGUGUCCUCGCCGGUGGUGAUGCUGCAAUCCCUGUCCUCGUCCUCGGUCGACUCGCCGCCAGCAACAGCGGCUGCCGCGAGUACAACGAGUCGCAGCACGCGCAACAAUAGCAGCAGCAAUGCGAACCACAAUGGCGACCAGACCUCGUCGUCCUGCUCGUCCACGUCGUCCUCCUCCUCGAGUGGCGGCUCCAGUGGGGCGGCCAGUGUGGUCAAUCUGCUAGACUCGCCGGUUAACAUGUCAGCUUCCUCAGGAAGCUAUCGCGGCAGCAGCAACUCCACCAGCAAUGCCUUGCCUGCCGGCAGUCAAGCCAAGCCCCUAAAUAAGAAAAUGUUGCGUGCACAGCAGACGCAACUGUAUCAGCAGCAGCAGCAGCAACAACAACAACAACAACAGCAACAGCAACAGCAGCAACAACAACAGCAGCAGCAGCAACAACAAUAUGCACCCCCCGCUAGAUCCAACUCCCCCACAAAUCUUAGCUCAGCCUCAGCUUCCAACUCCGCUAGCUUUACGCACUUGCAACAGCAGCAACAACCACAGCAGCAGCACGAAGAUCUAGAGAUAUUGCAAUUCACUAAUACGAAUACCACUCCCUCUUCCAAUGCGCCCACGUCGAAACCCAACAACAGAACGCCCGAUCUCAGCCAGGCGAGCAACUCCUCAUCAUCGGCAGCUGCAGUGCCCGCGACAACGGCUCCCUUGAUGACGCUGAGCAGCCAGUUGCCACUCAACUCGAUGGCGGGUGGCGGCGGCUCGACCGGCGGCCUCAAGUUCACCUACGAGAGUCAGACGCAACUGGAUGUGCCCAUGCUGCCCGUGAGUGCCAUCAAGGACUCCCCUCCCAGUUCGCCCGGCUCAGAAGUAGGAUCGGCCAUGCACACGGCGACGCUGGCAGCCAGCUCCCUGACCGCCGCGGCGCCAACUUCGGCGCCUGCUCAGCCAGGAAACGUGCGGAAGCGUGGUCGCAAGGCCAAGGACUCGACCACAGCAGCAGCAACAGCGGCUGCGGCAGCUGCGGCAUCUGCUGCUGUUUCGAAUGCUCAACAGGAUCUCAAGGAUGUGCGCCUCCUCCAGAACGGGACGGCCAGUGGCUCGAGCAAUCCGGCCAGCAGCACUCCCACUCCGCCGGCCACGCCAGCUGCGUCCGGCACUGCCAGUUCGGCCAGCUCGAUCAUCACGCACACGGCAGCCCACAUGCUGGGCAACCAAAUCAAUCCGAACAGCAGCGUGGCCCAGAAGCUCUCCGAGCAGCUGCACAUGGAGGUGCAGGACCACUCGAUCUACACGGCCGACGCCUUGAACUCGCAGUACGCGGGAGUGCCCUUCCCCGGCAAGCAGCGAAAUUCGAGUGCCGCCAUCAGCAAUGCCGCCCCAGCUCCCAAUCCACUGCAGUCGAUGUUCAGCGGUGGCGGCAUCAACGGCAACAUGCCCAUUCCGCAGAGCCUGGAGCAACUGCUCGAGCGCCAGUGGGAGCAGGGCUCGCAGUUCCUCAUGGAGCAGGCGCAGCACUUUGACAUUGCCUCGCUGCUUAACUGCCUGCACCAGCUGCAGAGCGAGAACCUCCGGCUGGAGGAGCACGUGACCAGCCUGAUAGCGCGGCGCGACCACCUGCUGGCGGUCAACGCGCGCCUGCAGAUCCCGCUGAGCACCAUCGCAAGCAGUGCCAAGGCCGAGGCGCAUGCCGCCAUGUCAACAACGGCAGCUCCAACAACCACAACAACAACCUCAACAUCAACAGCAACAUCCACUUGUACAACUUCUGUCAUUUCCACACUAGCUUCCAGCAGCAAUAGCGGCAGCAGCAGCAUCGGACUCGGCAGCAACAUCAACGCCCUCACCGCGGCCACAACAAUCGCGGCGGCCGUCUCGCUGGCCACCACUGCCAUUAACACCACCAUCCCCACCAUGGCCAACAGCCGGCCCACCGUGGCCCCAGCCAGCUCCAGUGGAGUGGUGCUUGACUACCGCGGCACCGGCAGCAGCAGCAACAACACCAACAGCGGCAACAGUGGCAGCAGUAGCAACAGCGGCGGCAACAGUGGCAACAACACAAGCAGCAACAGUGUCAACAGCAGCAACAGCAAUCCUGCAACAGCUUCGAGCGCCAGUGGACCCUCCGCACCGCCAAUGUCAAUCUCUGGCCUGAACAUGACCAAUGCAGCCAACUUGGGAAUGAGGCACGUUCCUGCGGCCCAUGCGUACAACAAUGCCGGGAACAGCAACAGCAGCGUGGGGAUCCUGAACGCCAGUGGCGCGGUGAACAGCAACAGCCUGCACCACCAGCACUCGUCGCAGCAGCAGACGCAGCACCAGUCGCAACACCAGUCGCAUCCCUCGCAGCAGCAGCAGCACGCGCAACAAGUGCAGCAGCACCUGCACCAGUCGCACCACACCAGCGCCGCCGUGGCCGCCGCCCACAUGCUGGGCGUGGGAAUGAGCCUGGGCGCUGGAGGUGGUGCUGCCGCGGGCAUCGGACGAGGUGGGUCAGCGACAGCCAUGGCUGCAACAGCAGCAACAACCACAACUACUUUUACGACCACAGCGGGCACGGGCACGGGCAUGGGUCAGCAGCACCACCACCCACACCCACACCAACAUCCUAGCAUUCAGAUUCAAGUGGGUGGCGGCGGCGUUGGCGUUGACGGUUUAAGUAGCACCUCCUCCUCCUAUGCGGCGCACCACGCGGCGCUCUACAGCACGCAUCACCAGUCCCAACUAAGGCGCGACGAUAACCUCGCCAAAACCAGCUGAAAGUCAUACCGUGAGCAAGUGCUUCAGCAGCCGCAGCACCAGCUGAAGAAGAAGCAAUCCCUGGCCAAACGUGGAGGCCGUCACAACAGCAGCAGCAGCAGUAGCAGCAACCACGGCAGCAACAAGCUGUCCCAGCCAUCUUAUCACAGCCAGCUGAAACCAGCCGAGCUGGGCUUUCAGCAGCUGAUCGACAAAAUCGACGAUGAUCUCAGCAGCAACAGCAGUUCUUCCACCUUUUCGUCCUCGUCUCAGCAGCAGUCUUCGGUGGACUACGAGGCGGAGGACGAAAACGAGGACAAACAGCGCAGGCCGUUGCAUAAAAACGAGAAUGACAGUUUGCUGCACGUACAGAAUUUUCUAAAGUGCUUUGGACCCAACGCGUAUUCAUCGGCGAAAGCGCCGAUUCCAGCAACCGCAACAAAGCCUUUGUCCAUUGUCAAACCGCCGGGUGGAGCAGAGCUGCGUGCCUGGCGCCACAAUUAUCGGCCCGCCAACAACACAACAGUUCAAGCAUCAACCACAAUAGCAACAUCACUGACCCCAUCGACCACUUUAGCGGAAAACGCAGCCACAAAUGCAGCAAUGUUUCCGGUUCAGUCCAUUGCAAACCACAAACCAACCAAGUUUCAAAUAAACACGAAGUUUUUGCGCAAGCCACGCAACAAGCUACUGAAAAUGCUGCCGACAGCAACGGCAACAGCUGGCCAGCAAGAGGAGCAACUGCAGCACCAACAGCAGCAGGAGCAGCAGCAGCUGUUUAACGAUGAUUCCAACGCCAAAUUCAAAGACUUUUCAAUCGACUCGUUAAUGAAUAAGUAAAUAUUUAAAAUUAACGGAUACCUACAGUUAAGCCUUAUUAUUUGUAGCAUAAUUCAACAAAUACAAGCAGAGCCCAAGCCGCGUUCCUAAUUUCCUAACAACAAAACCACCACAAAUUUUGUUUAGCCAAUCGAGUACCCAUAACAUGAACAUAGCAACAACGUAUUCUAACUAUAAUUAGGUUGUUUAUUUAUUACAUGCAUAUUGUACAACUAAAGGCGCAAUUCAUAACUAGCAUAAGUAUGUAAAUAUCUACUUAAAUACGAGAUAAUAAACCACAACAACACAUGUGCUAGAAUUUAA